This is a messenger RNA of Agelaius phoeniceus (red-winged blackbird), 2086 nucleotides long. The record is from RefSeq and is a predicted model, not a curated record. NCBI's taxonomy places the organism in Eukaryota, Metazoa, Chordata, Aves, Passeriformes, Icteridae.
AUGGUGAUAACGAAUUUAUCACAGCUAACAGAUCUGUCAGUGGAAGAAUGCUGUGACAAGGGUGUUGAAUGGGCAGUCACAAACAGAAUAUGUGCUUCUCUGCCAUUAAUAUCCGAGUCUAGAGAAUGCAGCAUGACCCAGGUGCAGUGCUGCCGCAGCCAGCUGGAGAAGCAGUCCUGCUCCGACGGGGUUGAAUUUGCCAACGCGCGUGAGGAGUGCGACUCUCAUAUUGCCAAAAAUUCCACCUGUGAGGCCGAAUACUUCAAGACAUGUUGUUACUGUUGUUUGCUGGGAAAGGCUGCCCAAGUUCAAGGACAGAGCUGUGAGCCCAACCCGAAGAUGGGAUAUCAGUGUGGAAUUGUCUUCAGGACCUGCUGUGGGAAAGGCCAAGAAGGCAUUGAUCUGUCCAUCAGUGAUUAUCCUCCCAAAAAAGAGCCAGUUGAAAUUUCAAAGGAGGAACUGGACCAAGAAGAUCCUUAUCUGCAUGAUGGCUGCAGAGGUGGUGGUCCCUGCUCCCAGCAGUGCAGAGACACAGGAUCCAGCUAUGUCUGCUCCUGCUUUGUUGGCUAUCAGCUUCAACCAGAUGGUAUCACCUGCGAAGAUAUUAAUGAAUGUAUCACUGGGACACACAACUGUGGGAUUGGACAGACCUGUGUCAAUACAUUGGGAUCCUUCCGCUGCCAGCGGGACACGAGCUGCGGCACUGGCUACGAACUCACAGAUGACAGUCGUUGCAAAGAUAUUGACGAGUGUGAGACUGGUACUCAUAACUGCCCCCCCGAUUUUAUCUGUCAGAAUACUCCAGGAUCCUUCCGCUGCCGCCCCAAGCUGCAGUGCAUGAGUGGGUUUAUACAAGAUGCACUGGGCAACUGUAUUGAUAUCAACGAGUGCCUGAGCACCAACAUGCCGUGCCCAGCUGGACAGAUCUGUAUUAACACUGAUGGCUCCUUCACCUGCCAGAGAAUCUCACCCAGCUGUGGCCGAGGUUACCACCUCAACGAAGAUGGAACAAGAUGUGUAGAUGUGGACGAGUGCUCAUCCUCCAGCCAGCCCUGUGGAGAAGGGCACAUCUGUAUCAAUGCCCCAGGCAAUUAUCGCUGUGAGUGCAAAGCUGGCUAUAGCUUUGAUGUCAUCAGUAGGACCUGUAUUGAUAUCAAUGAAUGCAGGCGCUACCCAGGCCGCCUCUGUGCUCACAAGUGUGAGAAUACUCCUGGCUCCUACUACUGCACUUGUACCAUGGGCUUCAAACUUUCAGCUGAUGGCAGAUCCUGUGAAGAUUUGAACGAGUGUGAGAGCAACCCCUGCAGUCAAGAGUGCGCCAAUGUGUACGGCUCCUACCAGUGCUAUUGCCGCCGGGGGUUCCAGCUCAGCGACAUCGAUGGCAUCUCCUGUGAAGAUAUUGAUGAAUGUGCUUUGCCCACUGGAGGACAUAUCUGCUCCUUUAGAUGCGUUAAUAUUCCUGGGAGCUUUCAAUGCACUUGUCCCUCCACUGGCUACAGGCUGGCACCCAAUGCACGCAACUGCCAAGAUAUCGAUGAGUGUGUUGCAGAAAGCCACAACUGCUCUUUCAACGAGACCUGCUUUAACAUCCAGGGCGGCUUCCGCUGCCUGUCCUUGGAAUGUCCCGAGAAUUACCGCAAGUCAGGAGACACUGUCAGACUAGAAAAGACAGAUACCAUCCGUUGCAUUAAGUCUUGUCGACCAAAUGAUGUCAGCUGUCUGCUGGAUCCUGUCCACACCAUCUCCCACACUGUCAUUUCACUGCCCACGUUCAGAGAAUUUACAAGACCUGAAGAGAUCAUUUUUCUUCGUGCCAUCACACCUACAUAUCCGGCCAACCAGGCAGAUAUCAUAUUUGACAUUACAGAAGGAAAUUUAAGAGAUUCAUUUGAUAUCAUCAAGCGUUACAUGGAUGGUAUGACAGUGGGUGUAGUUCGCCAGGUGAGGCCCAUCAUUGGACCUUUCCAUGCCAUCCUGAAGCUGGAGAUGAACUAUGUGAUGGGCGGGGUGGUGUCCCACCGCAACAUCGUCAACGUGCACAUCUUCGUGUCCGAGUACUGGUUCUGAGGGACACCCACAGCAAGUG